Molecule: messenger RNA, 195 nt
Organism: Dovyalis caffra
Lineage: Eukaryota; Viridiplantae; Streptophyta; Magnoliopsida; Malpighiales; Salicaceae
Source: the annotation of a GenBank genome assembly
AUGGACAGUAUUAUUUUUGAAAAGCUGAAGGCUGAGCUGCUGAUUAGAUCAUUUCUUUUGACUCACACAGUCAUACUAUCAGAGCACACAAGUUGGUCGCGUCGGCCGGCUCAAGUGACCAACCAGGUGACAUCUACGAUUAAUUGGGUGAAUCCGCGUGAAAAAUACUUGGUCAAAAUGAUAAAAAGUCUGUAA